AUGAGAUCCGCUGUGAUCCUCGCCCUGUUGUUCCUCACAGGGACUCAGGCCCGCUACUUCUGGCAGCAUGACGACCCGCAGACACCCUUGGAUCGCCUCAAGGACAUGGUCCAGGUCUACCUGGAGACUGUCAAGGCCAGUGGCAAGGAAGCCAUUACCCAGUUUGAGACCUCGGCAGUUGGCAAACAGCUUGACCUGAAGCUGUCUGACAACCUGGACUCCCUGACGGUGGCGGCGCAGAAACUGCAGGAGGACUACAAGGAGACCUGGGAGCUGUGGGUGAAGGACACCGAGGCCCUGAAGAAGGAGCUGACCAAGGAAAUGGAGGAGGUGAAACAGAAGAUCCAGCCCUUCCUGGAGCAGUUCUACAAGAAGUGGACAGAGGAGCUGGAGCUCUAUCGCCAGAAGCUGGCCCCCAUCGGCGAGGAGCUGAAGGAGAUGACCAAGCAGAAGGUGGAGGUCCUGCAGCAGAAGCUGACCCCCGUGGCUGAGGAGGCCCGGGACCGGCUGCGCGGGCACGUGGAUGAGCUGCGCAAGAACCUGACCCCCUACAGCGACGAGCUGCGCCAGAAGCUGACCCAGAAGCUGCAGGAGAUUCGGGAGAAGGGCAUCCCCCAGGCUGCCGAGUACCAGGCCAAGGUGAUCCAGCACCUCACCGCCUUCCGAGAGAAGGUCACGCCCCUCGUGCAGGAUUUCAAGGAGCGCCUGACCCCCUAUGCUGAGGGCCUCAAGACCCGCUUCCUGACCCUGCUGGACAACCUCCGAAAGAACAUGGCCCAGGCCAACUAG
Emys orbicularis (European pond turtle) is the source of this 789-nucleotide messenger RNA. It is a transcript of the gene APOA1, whose product is annotated as apolipoprotein A1. The record is from RefSeq and is a predicted model, not a curated record. Gene Ontology annotation, molecular function: high-density lipoprotein particle receptor binding; lipid binding. Gene Ontology annotation, biological process: phosphatidylcholine metabolic process; regulation of intestinal cholesterol absorption; lipoprotein metabolic process. NCBI's taxonomy places the organism in Eukaryota, Metazoa, Chordata, Testudines, Emydidae. The transcript has 3 exons. Bases 1 to 789 code for a protein of 262 amino acids. Gene Ontology annotation, cellular component: extracellular region.